Messenger RNA from Knipowitschia caucasica, 3819 nucleotides. Lineage: Eukaryota; Metazoa; Chordata; Actinopteri; Gobiiformes; Gobiidae. The record is from the annotation of a GenBank genome assembly.
AUGUUGGGAAAAGGGGUUGGUUUGGGUGUGUUGGAGGGGGGUGUGGGGGGUGGGGGGGGGGUUUGUUGGGUGUGUGUGUGUAGGGGGAUUUGUUGGGAUAGUGUGUUGGAGGUUUUUGGAUGGGGGGGUGAAGGGGGGUUUUGUUUUGGUUUUUGGUUUGUUGGUGGGGGGGGGGUGUGGGGGGGGUUGAGUUUUGGUUGGGGUUGUUGUUUUUGUUUUGGGUUUUUUGGGGGUUGUUGUUGUGUUUGGUGGUGUGGUGGUUUUGGUGGUGUUUUUGGGGGUGUGUUGUGGGGUGGGGGGGGGUGUGGUGUUGGGGGUGGGGUUGGUUUGGUGGGUGGGGUUUUGGUGGGUUGUUUUGUUGUUUGUUGGUGUUUGGGUUGGGGGUUGUUUGGGGGGGGGGGGGUGGGGGGUUGGUGUUGGUUGGGGGGGGGUUGGUGGGGUGUUUGGUGUGGGGGGUGUUGUUGUUGUUUUGUUGUUGUUGUGGGUGGUCUGGGGGGGUGGGGGUUUGUUGGUUUUUGGUUUUGGUGUUGGGGGGGGGGGGGUUUUUUUGGUGGUGUGUUGUGUGUUGGGUGGGGGGGGGUUGGUUUUGUGGGUGGGGGUUGUUUGGUGGGUUUUUUUGUGUGUUUUGGGGGGUUUGGUGUUGUUUGGUGGGGGGUGGGUUGUUUUGGGUUGGGGUGGGGGGUGGGGGGGUUUUGGGUGUGGGGGGGGGGGUGGUUGGGUUGGGGGGUGGGGGGGGUGUGGGGGGGUGUUGGUGUUUGGUGGGGGGUGUUGGAGGUGGGGGUUUGGGGGGGGGGUGGGGGUGAGGUGGGGGUUGUUUGUGUGUGUGGAGUGGUGUUUGGUAGGGGGUUUUGGGUGGGGGUGAGGGUUGUUGUUGGAUUGGUGGGGGGUGGGGUGGGUGUGUGGUUGGGUUUUGGGGUGGGGGUGGUUGUGGGUUGUGGGUGGUGGGGUGGGUGUUGUGGGGGGGUGGGUGGGUUGUGUUUUGGUGUGGGGGGUUGGUGUGUUUGGGGGUGGUGUUGUGUGGGUGUUGUUGGGUUGGGGGGGGGGUGGUGGUGGGGGGUGGGGGGGUGGGGGGGGGGGGUUGGUGGGGGGUGUGUGGAGGGGGUUUUGUUUGGGUGUGGUGUUGGGGGGUUGGGGGGGGGGUGGGGGUUUGUUUGGGGGGGGUGGGUGGGGGGGUUGUGGGUGGUGGGUUGGGGUGGGGGGUUUUGGGGGGUGGGUGGUGGUGAGGUGGGGGGUGGUGGGGUGGUGGGGUUUGUUGUGUGGGUGGUGGGGGGGGUGGGGGGGUGGUGGGGGGGGUGGGGUGGGGGGUGGGGUGGGUGGGGUGUGGGGGGGGGGGGGGGUGGGGGUGGGGUGGGUGGGUUGGGGGGUGGGGUGGGGGGGGUGGGGGUGGGGGGGGGGGUGUGUGGGGGGUGGUGUGGGGGUUGUGUGUGGGGGGGGGGUGGGGGUGGGGGGUGGUGGUUGGUGGGUGUGGGGGUGGGGGUGUGUGUGGGGGGGGGGGGUGGGGUGGGGGGGGGUGGGGGGGUUUGUGGUGGGGUUGGGGGGGGGGGGGGGGUGGGUUGGGGUGGUUGGGGGGGGUGUGUGGGUGGGGGGGGGGGGGUGGGGGGGGGUGGGGUUGGGGGGUUGGUUGGGUGUGGGGUUGGUUGGGUGGGGGGGGGGUGGUGUGUGGGGGGGGUGGGGUGGGGGGGGUGGGUGGUGGGGGGUGGGGUGGGGGUGGGGGGGGGGGGGUGGUGGGGGGGGUGGUGGGGGGUGGGGGUGUUGUGGGGGGGGUGUGGUUGUUGGGUGGUGGGGUUGGGGGGUGGGGUGGGGAGGGUGGGGGUGUGGGGGGGGGUGGGGUGUUGGGUGUGGGGGGGGGGGGGGGUUGGGGGGGGGGGGGUGUGUUGUGGGUUGGGUUGUGGGGGGGGGUGGGGGGGGGGUGUGUGUGGUGGUGGUGUGGGGGGGGGGGGUGGGUUGUGGUGGGUGGGUUGGGGGGUGUGGGGGGUGGGUUUUGGGGUGUUUGGGGGGUGUUGGUGGGGUGGGGGGGUGGGGGGGGGGUGUGGGGGGUGGGGGGGUGGGGUGGGGGGUGGGGGGUGUGGGGUGGGUGGGUGGGUGGGGGGUGGGGGUGGUGUGUGGGGGGUGUUGGUGGGGGGGGGGUUUGGGUGGGUUGGUGUGGGGGGGUGGGGUGGGUGGGGGGGGGGGGGGGGGAGGGGGAGGGGGUUGUGGUGUGUGGGUGGGUGGUGGGGGUUGGGGGGUUUGGGGGGGGGGGGGUGGGGUGUUUUGGGGGGGGGGGGGUUUUUUUGGGUUUAUUUUUUUUGGGGUGUGUGUUUGGGGGGUGGGGUUGGGGGGUUGGUGUUGGGGGUGGGUGGGUGUGGGGGGGGUGGGGGGGGGGGGUGGUUGGGGGGGGGGGUGGGGUGGUUUGUGGGUUGGUGGGUGUUUUUGGGGGUGGGGGGGUGGGGGGGUUGUGGGGGGGGUGUGUGGGGGGGGGGGUUGGGGGGGGGUGUGGGGUGUGUUGUGUGGUGUGUGGGUGUGGGUGGGGGUUUGUUGGGGGGUGGGGUUGGGGGUUGUGUUGGUGUGGGUGGGUUGUUUUGGGGGGGGGGGGUGGGUGGUGGGGGGGUGUGGGUGGUGGGGGGUGGGGGGGGUGUGUGUUGUGGGGUUUUGGGUGGGGGGGGUGUGGUGGUUUUGUGGGUGGGGGGUGGUGGGGGUUGGGGGUGUGUGGUUUGGGUUUGUUGUGGUGGGUGGGGUGGGUGUGUGGUGGUGGUGUGGGGGGUGUUUGGGUUGGUUGGGGGGGGGUGGUGGGGGGUUGGGGUUUGUGGGGUGGGGGGGGGGUUGUGGGGUGUUGGUUUGGUGUGGUUGGGGGGGGGGGUUUUGGUUUUGGUGGGGGGUGGGGGGGGGGGGUGGGGUGGUGGGGGGGGGGGUGGUUGGGGGGGGUGUUGGGGUUGGGGUUGUGUGGGGGGGUGGGGGUGGGGUGGGGGGGGGGGGGGGGGGGGGGGGGGGGGGGUGUGGUGUGGUUUUGUUGGUGUGUGUUGGUGGUUUGUGGGGGGUGUUGUUGGGGGUGUGGGGGGGUGGGGGGUGGGUGUGUGGGUUUUUGGGGGGGGGGGGGGGUGGGUUGUGUGUUUGGGGUUGGGGGUGGGGGGGGGUGGGGUGGGGGGGGUGGGGUUUGUGGGGGGUUGGGGGGGGUGUGUGUUUUGGGGGUGUGGGGGGGGGGGGGUGUGGGGUGUUUUUGUUUGGGGGGUGGGUGGUGGGGGUGGUUGGGGUUGGGGGGGGGGUGGGGGGGGUUUGGGGGGGGGGGGGGGGGGGGUGGGGGUAGUUGGUUGUGGUGGUGGUGGGGUUGGGGGGUGGGGGGGGGGGGUGGGUGGGGGUGGGGGGGUGGGGGGGGGGGGUGUGGGGGGGUUGGGGGGUUUGGGUGGGUUGGGGGGGGGUGUGGGGGGGGGGUGUGUUGUGUGGUUGGGUGGGUGUUUGGUGUGGGGUUGGUGUUUGGGGGUGUGGUUGGUGGGGAGUUUGUGGGGUGUUUGGUUGGUGUUUUUGUGUUGGGGGUUGGUGGGGGUGGGGGUGGUGUGGGUUGGGGGGGUUUGGGGUUGGGUGGGGGUUUUGUGUUGUGUGUGUUGGGUGGGGGGGGAGGUGGGUUUUUUGUUUGUGGGUUGGGUUUUUGGGUUGGUGUGGUGUGGGGGGGUGUUGGUUUUUUUUUUUGUUUGUUGUUUUGUUUUGGUUGGUGGGGGUUGUUGUGUUUUUGGGGGGUGUGGAUUUGUAGGGGGGGGGGGGGGUGUUUGGGUUGUUGUGGUGUUGGUGGUGGGGGGGGGUUUGUUGUUGGGGGGGUUGGGGUUUUUUUGGAUGUUUGGAUGUUGGUGA